This is a messenger RNA of Hypomesus transpacificus, 1440 nucleotides long. It is a transcript of the gene tmem208, whose product is annotated as transmembrane protein 208. The record is from RefSeq and is a predicted model, not a curated record. Gene Ontology annotation, biological process: vacuolar protein processing. Gene Ontology annotation, cellular component: intracellular membrane-bounded organelle. Lineage: Eukaryota; Metazoa; Chordata; Actinopteri; Osmeriformes; Osmeridae. The transcript has 6 exons. Bases 290 to 811 code for a protein of 173 amino acids.
CUAUGGAAGUGUCGCAACUCUCUUUUUCUAUGGCUCUGGGCUUGACCAUACCCCUUCUUGGAUUAAUGUUCAUGACGAAAGACUCCUGCGCCGGAAAUGUAUUUCAACGCUGAUGUGUUACUUGGGCACCCUCUAUACAUAUAACUUAGCGAGUUGUUAUUCUUACAGCACUUUAAUAUAUCAAUUUAGCCUAUGAACGUGCUGUAGCCAGAAAUUGAAACAGUGCGGAGGUCGAUGUCAGAAAGGGUCCUCAACGUGAGGGGAAAAGCAGAACAGUGUUACAGUCUCAAUGGCGCCCAAAGGUAAGGUAGGCACUAAAGGUAAGAAGCAAAUAUAUGAGGAGAACGAGGCGACGCUCAAGUUCUACACAAGAGUCAUCUUGGGAGCGAAUGCGAUAUACACUGCCAUAAACCUCUUGGUCUUCAACGGCUCAUCCACUUUUUGGACAUGGCUGUUCCUGGUGUUUGCACUGGCUGUGUAUGUUGGCAGUUACCGUUCUAUGUCCACCAUGGCUAAACCAGUGUUGGCGGAGGAUGGGAGCCUGCUGGAUGGAGGCAUAGACCUAAACAUGGAACAAGGCAUGGCAGAGCACCUGAAGGAUGUAAUUCUUCUUACUGCAAUCAUUCAAGUGCUAAGCAUCAUCUCCUCCUACUUCUGGUACCUCUGGCUACUGGCUCCUGCCCGUGCACUGCACCUGCUGUGGGUCAACUUCCUGGGUCCCUGGUUUUCAGCAGAGAGCCCUACAGCUCCAGAGGAGGUCAAUGAAAAGAAACAGAGACGGCAGGAGCGCAGACAGAUGAAGAGAUUCUGACCAUGCUGUGCAGACUGCUUUAUUUUUUAUACACAGAACCUAAUAUACAGUUGUCCAUGAACUCUCGAGUUAAGUUAUUCAGGAGGAACAGGCAUUGACAAUGAACCAGACCCUGUGGUACAACUGGCUUACCUCUGCUUUUCUCUCUCCAUCCCAACUGCUAUACUUUUCUUAAUCUCACCUUUACAUUUGAAGAGUUAAUCAUGAAAUAGUCUCUUUUUUAUAAUAAAUUGGACCAGGUAUUCAUUACCAACAUGUGUGAGGGUUAUCUCAGUACACAAGGCUUUUACAAUCUCCUUUACCUUGGAAUACUCUCCUUUGAUAGUCAUAGACUUCUGGUUAUAUAAAACAUAAUAUGUGUAUAUGUAAGUCCCUGCUACGUGUCCAUCAUAGCUGUCAUAAAUUCAGUGUCAUGGCCUUGAAGGGGAAAGGUGAGAGAACAGAAUGAUAACACAACUUUGUGAUGUUCUGCUGGUCUUUGUUCAGAUUUACACAAAUGUUUUACAUAUUGUUCUUCAGGUCUCUUUUUAUGUGAGACCAUCUUGCCUGGAUCCAAUCCAAAACAAUGUCUCUAACCAUGAACAUAGUACCAAUCCAGAUUAUCAAUAAAAAUAUCCACUUUGGUGUAU